UCGGCCAUUAAAACCCAUUCCAUGAAGCACUCUACGCACUGUUGUGCCAAUCUGAAGGUCACACAAAGUUUGGAGGUCUUUAGCUAUUGCCUCUGCAGACAGUUGGUGACUUCUGCGCACUGUGCGCUUCAGAAUGCGUUGACCCCGCUCUGUCAUUUUUACGUGGCCGAGUUGCUGUUGCUUCCACUUUGUUAUAAUACCACUAACAGAUGACCGUGGAAUAUUUAGUAGCAAGGAAAUUUAAUGGAUGGACUUAUUGCACAGGUUGGUCUUCAUUAAAAUGGCGCCGAUCGGCUUUUCCACCAUACCAUAAUUGAAUUCUCUGCUCCUGAGAGCGACCCAUUCUUUCACAAAUAUUUGUAGAAGCAGUCUGCAUGCCUAGGUGCUU
This is a messenger RNA of Staurois parvus, 388 nucleotides long. Lineage: Eukaryota; Metazoa; Chordata; Amphibia; Anura; Ranidae. The record is from the annotation of a GenBank genome assembly.